Molecule: messenger RNA, 632 nt
Organism: Populus euphratica (Euphrates poplar)
Lineage: Eukaryota; Viridiplantae; Streptophyta; Magnoliopsida; Malpighiales; Salicaceae
Product: 4-coumarate--CoA ligase 1-like
Exons: 3
Molecular function (GO): CoA-ligase activity
Source: RefSeq, a predicted model, not a curated record
GGUUAUCUAAACGACCCUGAGGCCACUGAAAGGACGAUAGACAAUGAUGGAUGGUUGCACACCGGCGAUAUUGGAUACAUCGACGAAGAUGAUGAGCUCUUUAUCGUUGAUCGAUUGAAAGAAUUGAUUAAAAACAAGGGUUUUCAGGUAGCCCCUGCCGAGCUUGAAGCAAUGUUGGUUGCUCAUCCCGACAUCUCUGACUGUGCUGUAGUGCCCAUGAAAGAUGAAGCUGCCGGAGAGGUUCCUAUUGCUUUUGUGGUGCGAGCAAAUGAUUCCAAGAUCACCGAGGAUGAAAUCAAACAAUAUAUCUCAAAACAGGUGGUCUUUUACAAGAGAAUUAGUCGGGUGUUCUUCACGGAAGCGAUUCCCAAGGCUCCAUCCGGAAAAAUCUUGAGAAAAGACCUAAGAGCAAGGCUUGCAACUGGUGAUCUUCCUCAUUAAAUUCCAACAUGACAUGCAUAAAACAGCAGUAGUCUGAAGACCAGAGGCAGUAUGGUCUUGCUGUGUUUUCCUUUCCUUAUCGGCCCUCCAAAAGGAACAGGAGAAUAUAUAGACUGGAUUAUUUCAAUGAUCAAUUUGUUCUUAAUACUUUGAUGCAAGUUGAAUAGAAGAAUGAGCUUUGUAUUAAUUAA